AUGGCUCAUACAACCCUAUACGCUCUAUUUAAACCUGAUGUCCUCGGGACGGUAGGCUACACUUACGGGAAGACAUCUUCUGAGGAAAGUCAAGGGGGGGUGACGAAAGAGGAAGCCUUGAGUGGGAUAGGAACCUAUGUCGGCAGUGCCUUAUGCAUCGCUCGGGUUCCGCACGGAAAGCCCAAGGUCUGGGAUUACGGGGUGGUGGUCGGUUACACUUGGAAUAACCUCGCAAAUUCAGAUUCUCUACAGGCUACGUUCGCGGAUGGAACCAGCGACCUGGCUUUUAGCAGUGAAGAGCUCCAAGACUUGGUCCUGGAGACAUACGCUCUCCGUCCGUGCUACCUACGGGGAACAACGGACGUCAUGCCGGCAAAGAUGCGGGCUCUUCACAUCGCUGCCCAUGGCCACUUCAAUGGAAUCGGUCAGUCAGCACGCAGAAACACGGGAAUUGUGCUGAAGAAACGUUUGAUGAAUCCUGUGGAUGAGAGUCAAAUGGUGCCAGUCUACAACAUCGAGACUACCCAGGUCGAAAUUUUAAAGAUAUAA
Messenger RNA from Phytophthora infestans T30-4, 549 nucleotides. RefSeq lists its product as uncharacterized. The coding region runs from base 1 to 549 and encodes 182 amino acids. The record is from RefSeq and is a predicted model, not a curated record. Lineage: Eukaryota; Oomycota; Peronosporomycetes; Peronosporales; Peronosporaceae. The transcript has 2 exons.